Messenger RNA from Haemonchus placei, 762 nucleotides. Lineage: Eukaryota; Metazoa; Nematoda; Chromadorea; Rhabditida; Trichostrongylidae. The record is from the annotation of a GenBank genome assembly.
AUGAAGAUAGCGGAGUAUAUUAGUAAAAGGUUCUUUCAGAUCUACUAUGCUUUCUUUUCAUUCAUCAUGUCAUUCUUACUGUCGAAAACUAGCAUCAAUGGUGUAUUGAAUCGCGGAGGAAUGUUUCUAUUUUCGCCUCAUCAACUACAAGGAUUCCUGAAUAUAUCAUCUGAUUGGAACCCUGACGAUAAGCAGUUGCUCGACCUUGGUGCUGGUGAUGGUGGAAUAACGAAGAAACUUGCUAUGUUCUAUUCAAAUGUCUACGUAACCGAAAUGUCGCAGGCACGAGCUUCAGGCUUCCAUAUUGAAAAUGUGGAGGAGUGGAGUUCGUCCUCACGCCGAUACGAUCUGAUAUCGGCUCUCAACCUUCUCGACAGACACUACAACCCACGAAAAUUGCUACGUGAUCUCCAUUCGCUGGCCCUUCGAUCGAACUGUUUAGUUUUAAUAGCAGUAGUUCUGCCCAUACACCAAUAUGUUGAGUUUCAUCCUUCACGCAGAACUACGGAAGCCGACGAGAGACUGGCUGUUGAGGGACGUACCAUCGAAGAGCAAGCCUCAUUCUUAGUUGAUAGGGAGUUUUUGCCCGCAGGUUUUGAGCUUGUACGAUGGACAAAACUUCCAUAUCUUUGUGAAGGAGACUAUUACAAGCCUUUUUACGUCUUAAAUGACGUCGUCUUCUUGGUGCGACCCAUCCCUGGUGAAGGUGUGCGAGAAUACCGAAGCUCUGGUGAUUCUACACAUUCGCAUAAUGAGUUGUAG